Messenger RNA from Mobula hypostoma (lesser devil ray), 4517 nucleotides. It is a transcript of the gene trak1a, whose product is annotated as trafficking protein, kinesin binding 1a. Gene Ontology annotation, biological process: mitochondrion distribution; neurogenesis; protein targeting. The record is from RefSeq and is a predicted model, not a curated record. Gene Ontology annotation, cellular component: dendrite; mitochondrion; cytoplasmic vesicle. The transcript has 17 exons. Gene Ontology annotation, molecular function: GABA receptor binding; myosin binding. NCBI's taxonomy places the organism in Eukaryota, Metazoa, Chordata, Chondrichthyes, Myliobatiformes, Myliobatidae. The coding region runs from base 657 to 3353 and encodes 898 amino acids.
GUACUGGGAGCUGGCGGCCGCUGGAAAGGAGCCAAAACAGGCGCGGAGUCGAGUUGUCGGGAGGAACUGGGCGCCGGCGAAAGCGGGCGCUUCAAAUCGAGUGGUGGGAAGGUCGAGAAGGACAACGGAGCGGGCUGAAGCGUUCCGCCGAUCGGCCAGCCACGCAGUGUGCCAAGGAUAUUGGAACUGGUGUGGUACCGGAAUUGGUUUCCCCAGGGCCUGAUCCAGGGUUCAGCAAUCAGCCUGCCGAUGGCCAUCUAUUGGACCCGGUGAAACUUGCCAAACUGGACACCGCAGCCCUCAGUGGAAACAUCUCGGCUGACACCCUGUCUGCCCCGGAGCUGUCGGAUUGCCUAUUGCCCGCCUGUGACGCAGGCACCCAUGAGGUGCUCUACGUGAGGGAGGCAGGAGAGCUGGAAGAUGCUGCCUGCAGUGAGGAGCACAAGGAUGCCUGCACCAUUACUGAUGUGUGCAACAGUACCAACCUUCCGGAAGUUGAAAUCAUCAGUCUCCUGGAAGAACAGCUGCCUCAUUACAAGCUAAGAGCUGAUACAAUUUAUGGUUAUGAUUAUGACGACUGGCUUCAUACACCCCUCAUAUCUCCAGAUGUUAAUAUCGACCUCACCAAUGAACAAAUAGAAGAGACACUAAAAUACAUGCUCCUGUGUGCAGAACGAGUGGGCCAGAUGACUAAAACAUACAAUGAUAUAGAUGCCGUGACACGUCUGCUGGAAGAGAAAGAACGGGACCUGGAACUGGCGGCACGAAUUGGCCAGUCAUUGCUGAAGAAGAACAAGUCACUAACUGAGAAAAAUGAGCACCUUGAAGAGCAGGUGGAGCAUGCCAGAGAGGAGGUUUCUCAGCUACGUCAUGAGCUGUCCAUGAAAGAUGAGCUACUGCAGUUCUAUACUAACGCAGCAGAAGAAAGUGAGAGUGGUUCGACUUCCUCCACACCGUUGCGGCGGAAUGAAUCUGCUCCAUCUGUACAGAAUUACUUUCACCUGGAUUCUCUUCAAAAGAAGCUGAAGGAUCUGGAAGAGGAAAAUGUUGUUUUAAGAACAGAGACAUGCCAUCUGCAGACUGAAACCAUUUCAUAUGAAGAGAAGGAACAGCAACUUGUGAAUGACUGUGUGAAGGAGCUAAGAGAUGCAAACGUACAGCUGGUUAACUUGGCCGAGGAACUGGCAAAGAAGACAGAAGAUGCAGCACGUCAGCAAGAAGAAAUUACGCAUCUGCUCUCUCAAAUAGUCGAUCUACAGAGGAAGACCAAGGCAUAUGGAGUGGAAAAUGAAGAACUUACUCAACAUCUGAAUGCAGCUAAAGAUGCUCAACGACAGCUCACAGCCGAGCUGCGGGAGCUGGAGGAUAAAUAUGCAGAAUGUAUGGAAAUGCUGCACGAAGCACAAGAGGAAAUCAAGAACCUGAGAAAUAAAACCAUGCCGAACAGCACACCACGCCGCUACCACUCUCUCGGCCUCUUCCCUUUGGAUUCCCUAGCAGCUGAAAUUGAAGGGUCAAUGCGUAAGGAGCUCCAAAUGGAUCUAACACCUGCCCAGGAACAAAAGCAUCAGCAGAAGCGAGUGUUUGAGACGGUGCGCACGGUGAACCAAGUUGUGAAGCAGAGGUCACAAGGUCCAUCUCCAUUGAACAUCCCAGGGUCAAACCAAUCCUCGGGAAUGAACUCUGCCUUCUCCAGCUGUAUCAGCACACCACGGUCCAGCUACUACGGAAGUGACGUCAGCAACAUUAUCAUUGAUAACAAGACCAACAGCAUUAUCCUGGAGACGGAAUCAUCUGACAUUGGGGGUGAAGAUAGCCACAAGAAGCUGGGCCAGCCGGGGACACCGGGCUCCAGGGAUCUGCAAGCAGCUCUCCGGCGCCUGUCCCUCCGCAGGGAGAACUACCUGUGUGAAAGGAAGUUUUUUGAGGACGAGCGUGAGAGGAAGUUGCAGGAGCUGGCGGAGAAAGGGGAACUGUCAGGUGGCUCUGCCACACCCACAGAAAGCAUUAUGUCCCUGGGCACCAACCUGUCCGGGAUCUCCGAUUUCACUGGCUUUUCAGGGAUGUCUUUCUGCAGCCGCUCAUACCUGCCAGAGAAACUACAAAUUGUAAAGCCCUUGGAAGGUUCAGCGACCUUGCACCAUUGGCAGCAACUGGCCCAGCCAAACCUAGGAGGGAUUUUGGACCCCCGGCCAGGUGUUGUUACCAAGGGCUUCAGACCACUGGAGCUGGAUACUGAGCAAGUGUACCACUUGACAGACUAUGAGGAAGAUGAGCCAGGUGCCCGUUCUUUCCGGGGGCUCGCUACCUCAACCCCGGUGCAGCACAGGGAGACCUCAGGUGAGAGGUCGAAUACAAAAGUGCCAGUAUCACGCAGCGAGACGUUAGUGAUGCAGUGUCAACCAAACGCAGCGGAGCCGCAGGAGUCAGCCGAAGGUGAUGAGGCUUCUGUUCACUAUCCCGGUAAAUGUAUGUCACACACCAGCUCCACCUUCACCUUCACUACUUGCCGUAUCCUUCACCCCACUGAUGAACUCACACAAGUCACUUCGAGCCUUGGCUCUGCACUUGCCGCAGCCUGUGGGAAUUUGGGUAACCUGAAAUCGACUCCAGUUGGCACCCCAUGCACUCCCCGUCGCCUGAGCUUGGCAGAGUCCUUCACUAACCUACGGGAAGCAACUACCACCAUGAGCACCUCCCUGGGGCUGGUGAGGUUGCUGAAGGAGCGAGGAAUCUCUGCAGCUGUGUACAACCCACUGAGCUGGGGCAGAAUGGGCUUCAGCACCAGCAAUAACCUCUACACUCCCAGGCCAACAAAUCUGCCAUCCACUCCUCCUAAUUCUCCACUGCAUCCCAUGUGCCCCUCGCCUGAAUUCAAAGGCUCUUGUAGUCACUCUGACACUUUCCUGGCCUCCAAACCUGCCAGUACCAUGCUGAAAGAGAUGAGAGGUGACAGGCUAACAAAGCACACUGAGAGCCAGACAGACGUCAGCAUCUCCAGAAUCAACUUGGUUGACAAGGUGAAGAGGCUCGGAAUUGCCAAAGUCAUGCAGCCCGGUGUAACACCCGUGCAAGAUUCCUCAAUGAGCGAAGAUCAGGGACCCCUUCUCAAUAGGGGCCAAGGUUCAAUGACUGCUUUUGCCCAGGGCGCUGUGGCUGGUGAUGGCCUUGCAUUAGGCUGCCCACAAGUGGUCCGAAGUGCAAUCGGAGGACUCCAGCUAAACACUGGCAUCCGGCGGAACCGUAGCUUUCCCACCGUGGUGGGAGCCAGCAUGCAGAUGAAAGGACCUGUCUCAAUGGCUUCAGGAAUUCUAAUGGGAGCCAAGUUACCUAAUCAGACUGACCUGCAAUGAAAGGAUUGAGCAGUUACUAUUAUAUUCACUCUCAGUGUUUGACACAUUGACUUAGUGCCUCUUAGGAUUAGAACAAACUUUGUAUAAUAUGUACAUAGAUUUAUGGCCCUAACUUCAGUGUAAGCAUCUAAUUUAAUUUAAGAUCCUAUCUAUACAUACUGUAUGUAUAUAUUAGGGAAGUUUUCCGAUUUAAGACGUGCACUCACAUUGAAAUGAAUAUUUUCAAAAAACCUUUUAAUCAAGACAGGUUGAUCAAAUUUUGCACUGUACUUCCUUAACAACUUGAUCACACAGUACAAUCAGAGAAUUGGAGCUGCUUUGUACGAUUGAAGCUGCCCAUUGCCAUGUAAUUGUGCAGUUGUUAUGGACAUUCAGCAAAACAGACAAAAUCAUUUUAAUUAAUACACUGUAUUUUAAGGAGAGAUUAACUCAUUUCAUUUUUAAAGCGUAUGGUUUUGUUAUUAACUUGAAAUGUUGUUUUGCCAGCCCUACUUUCCUAUACUAUGAGUUCCUUGUUUGAAGGAUGGUAGCAAUGAUAGUCUGUAGAUGUGAGAGAUGGAUUAAGAUUAGUACUCGUAAAUAUAACAAAAUCCAGUGUUUGUGUGACUUGUAUAUUUACUUGAAUAGGUACACAGGGGAUGUUGGGUACCUUUAAAAACUAAUUCUCAUCAGCACUGUUAGUUUUAGAUACGUUUUCAGCACAUAAAUUGUGCACCAUCUGCAGACAACUUUUUACAUCUUGCAGACAGAAGGGACUGCUGUCCGAGGCUCCAUCUACAAUGUACAUCUUUGAAACUGGCAAUUACUGCAUGGGUUUUAAAUGCCUCAUUAUUUCAUAUUGUGCAAAGUUUUAAGUAAAUACUGAUAUUUUGUUUCAGUUUUAUACAAUGUGUUUGCACAUUGCUGGUAAUAUAAGUUGCCGUUAAUCCAGAGGACAACUCAUUUGUGAAUGUAUGAGGAUAACAAAUGGUUCUGUGUAUCAUGUAUCAAUCAGUCUACUGAAGGAAGAAAUGCCAAGUCAAAUACAACUUGAAAGGGAAUUUCUCCACCUAUCAGUGUAAACAUGCAGACAUAAGAACACUUUAACACUUAGAAAAUUGGGAUAUAAUGUGUGAGAAGUUGCAACAUCUAUUUGUCUACUGAAAAGCUGAAAUAAAUCAGUGU